Salpingoeca rosetta is the source of this 4311-nucleotide messenger RNA. RefSeq lists its product as uncharacterized. Gene Ontology annotation, molecular function: guanyl-nucleotide exchange factor activity; protein binding; xenobiotic transmembrane transporter activity. NCBI's taxonomy places the organism in Eukaryota, Choanoflagellata, Craspedida, Salpingoecidae. The record is from RefSeq and is a predicted model, not a curated record. Gene Ontology annotation, biological process: intracellular signal transduction; cell migration; xenobiotic detoxification by transmembrane export across the plasma membrane. Bases 1 to 4311 code for a protein of 1436 amino acids. The transcript is spliced from 18 exons. Gene Ontology annotation, cellular component: cytoplasm; membrane.
AUGAGUGAACUGUGGCAGCUCGCCGCAAGAUGGCUCAACACCGUGGGCGUCCUGCCUGCGGACGAUCCCAGUUUGCAGCCGGAUGGCCGCGUGUACGAGCUGGCAAUGGCGCUCCAGGACGGCACGGUGUUGUGCAAGUGCGCGAACAGACUGAUGCCUGGCUGCAUCACCAGCUUUGCAGAGCGGCCGGAGAAGCAGUUUAUGAAGAUGCAGAACAUCAACCGCUUUCUCGAGGCAUGCCAGGACAAGUUUCGCAUGAAGAAGACCGACCUGUUCACUGCAGACGAGCUCUACUACGCUUCAAACUUUGCAAAGGUUGUUGAGACGCUGAGCCUGCUGUCCAAGACGCCGCCUGCGGGCAUGGCGGGCUUCCGCCACUUCCCGGACGACACGGGCCACGCGGCAAACACGGCGCAGGAGGACGGCCAGGACAUGUACCAGAGCCUGGAGGAGCUUGUUGGGCAGUCGCUGAGCCUCAAGGACGCGGCGAAGAGCGGUGGCAGCGUGUACAGCGGCGACGACGACGCCGAGGAGAUUUACGGCGCCCUCAAGCAGGCCAUCGCGGUGAGCACCUGCUCUGCGCGCGCGCGUCCGGAGAGCGAGGAGAUCUACAAGGACCUCAUGUACUCGGACGAGGACAACAUCUACAGCGUCAGCGGCACCUCCCCAGAUGACAAACGAAGCAUGGUGAUGGCGGAAUUGCACGAGACGGAGCGCAACUACGUUGGCGUCCUCAACACCAUUGCAAACACGUUCAAGCCCGUCAUGUCAAAGCAGCCAAAGAUCAUUUCGCGCGUGGACAUCAACACCAUCUUCGGUAAUGUGCACGAGCUUCUUGAUGCGCACAAUGCGCUCCUCGCCGACCUCAACGCCCUCAUGCAGAAGUCCACCGGUCGCAUCGUCAGCUCCGUCUUCCUCGAGCACAUGCCGCGCCUGCGCUGCUAUGGCUCAUUCUGCUGCCAGAUCCCAGAGGCCGUCGCAAAGCUCGCAGACCUCGAGAACAAACAGGCCGCCACAAAGUUGAUAGCCGAGGCGAAGCGGCAGAGUCGGCAGCGGUUUGGGCUCAAGGAUCUUCUCAACGUGCCCAUGCAACGCAUCCUCAAGUACCCGCUCCUCAUCAAGGAGCUGAUCAAGCACACGCCGGACAGCCACCCGGACAAGGCGCGGCUGCAGGACGCACUGCGCCAGGUGGAGGAGCUCGCAAAGUACAUCAACGACACAAAACAGCAGUACGACAACCUCAAACAAGUCACAUCGAGUCUGCGGCACUACUCUGGGCGGCCGAUCCAGGAGUACGGGUCGCUGAUCAAGGACGGCGACCUCAUGUUCAAGUCAACUCUCGGCAAGGACAAGAUGAAGCUCCGCUACGUGUUCUUGUUUGCAAACGGCGUGCUUGUGUGCAAGACGCGCGGGUCCCAGUUCACCCACAAGGUGUCGAUUGACUUUGGUGACGACCAAGAGAUUGUGGAUGUGCCGCACUGGACGCUGCCAAAGGAGGAACAAAACUCCAAGCACUCGUACCUGUGGGCCAUCAAGUUCCGCAAGGGCAGCGCGGAGCACCAGUACAUCUUCGCCGCCAAGACCAUGCCCCUCAAGCGCCAGUGGGAGAGUGCCAUGCGCAAACAGCUCAACGCUUUGCGUGACGAGCGCAGCGCCCCGCCAGAGGCGCCAGCACGCCACUGGCUCGCCGGCACUGGGUCUGGGGGCAACUCCAUGUCCAGCAGCUUCUCGGAGCGCCCGCUGCCAUCCACGCCGGCAGACCGGCCCUCCCUGCUUGGCACUAUUCCUUGGCUCGCCAAGAAACACUUGUUCAGGUGUCAGUCAGCUGUUGGCGCGCGUGAGUGUAUUUGUUAUCCUGUUCAGGCUUGCUCGUGUUCGUCGAGGCAACGUCAGGAUUACCACGCCCCAAGCUUUCAAAGGAGCGGGAGAAGCGUAAACAACAACGACUCUAUUGUCAUGGUUCCAAGAGAGAACACCUUACAACAGGAGGUGGAUCAGCAGCAAGCCGAAGCCGACGAAAGGCCCUCGCAUCAACAACCGGUUGCCAUCAAUGCACCAUCCUCAGCAACAGGCACACGGAGGAAGGCGAUGGAGCACGUGUAUGAAGAUCACGAUUCCAGUGAUGACGACGAUGUGAAGCUGGAGGACGGCAUGAGCAAGGGCGGUAAUGAAGCUGGCGAUGACGGCAGUGCCGCAAAGGUUCAGCUUAAGCAAGAAGUGAUGACGCUGCUUGCGCUUGUGUGGCCAGUGGCCCUGUCAUCGCUGCUGCAGAUGAUGAGCGGGUUGGUGUUGGUCAUCUUUGUUGGCCACUAUAUGGAUACGAUUGCGCUGGAUGUUGUUGGGCUGGGCGUGUCCUUUGGCAAUGUGUUUGGCAUUUCCAUUGGCGCGGGCCUUUCCUCUGCAAGCGACACGCUGUCAUCGCAGGCAUGGGGCGCCUCCAACAAGAAGGCGCUCGGUGUCAUCUUGCAGCGUGGCAUGUGCAUCCUUGGGCUCUGUGCGUUGGUCACUGCCUGCCUCUGGGUCAACGCCGGCUCCAUCCUUCUCGCUCUGCACCAAGAUCCACAGGUGUCCAAGAUGAGCGGAGAGUUUAUCCUGUAUGCGCUGCCCGUGCUUCCCUUUGCGCUCUUCAACACGCUCCUGCAGCACUACCUCAUGGCGCAGAACGUUGGUCGACCAAUCUUCUUCUGCGGGUUGGCAGGGAACCUGGCCCAUCUGGCCUGCUGCGGCCUCUUCAUCGUCAAGAUGGACCUCGGUAUCAUCGGCGCGGCCCUCACCCAGGUGGUGAACGUGGUUGUGCAGUCGGCGUCGUUGGUGUCGUACAUCUACCUGAGCGGGCUCUACCGCGAUACGUGGCCCGGGUGGACGCGGGCAGCGCUGCUUGGCUGGGGGUCCUACCUGCGGCUCGCCAUCUUUGGCCUCCUCAUGACGUGCAUCGAGUGGUGGUCGUUUGAGAUUUGCCAGUUCCUGGCCGGCCUCAUGGGCGAGGUGCAGCUCGCAGCACAGCUCAUUGUCCUCAACUUGGGCGCUUUUGCUUUCAUGAUCCCACUCGGCAUCAGCAUCGCUGCGAACGUGCGCGUGGGCAAUCUGCUUGGAUCAAACCAGCCGGCCCGCGCCCGCCGCGCUGCCAUCAUUGCACUCGUCAUGGUUGCAUGCACAGCGACGUGCACGUCUGUGCUGAUGUUUUCGCUGCGGAAUGUGCUGCCGCGCGCGUUUACGGAGGACGAGGAGGUGGUGCACAUGACGUCUGGUGUACUCAUCAUCGUGAGCCUCUUCACCCUGUUUGACCACACCCAGGGCGUGUACAGCGGCAUCCUGCGCGGGUGCGGUAUGCAGAUGUUUGGCGCCAUCUUCAACGUGAUUGGCUACUAUGUUGUGGCCACCCCCGUGGUGAUUGUCACGGCGUUUGUGCUUGACUUGGAGGUGCGUGGGCUGUGGCUCGCCCUGGUCAGCGCCGUCGUCGUGCAGGUGAUUGCCUGCUCCGUGCAAGUCUUCUACCGAACGGACUGGAAUGAGCAAGCGCAACUUGCACGCAAGCGCGCGGGGGCAGCGGAGCACGCGUCCGCAGCAAACAACGAGGAGGAGGGUGGUGCUGGGAGCAAGGAUGUCCAUGGUGGUGAUGGUGGCAGUGAGGGCGAAGCAAUACCGAUGCAAUCACUCGGCUCCAGCGAUGAAGAUGAAGAUGACACCGAUGUUGACGAUGAUGGUGAUGAUGAUGUUGUGCUUCUUGAUGACGAUGAGGCGCAGAAGGAGCUUCUGCUGCCUGCAUCAUUACCGUCGUCAUCAGCACAAGCGCCAUCAUCAUCCCGCUCACGCCGCAGCAGCAAGAAGAACACGAAGAACACGAAGAACAAGAAGAAGAGCAAGGCGGGCAGGGCGAAGGCGUCAGCCUCAUCGGCCCCUGAUGGUGUUGCGGUGAAUGAGGCCAUGUUGACGCACGUGUCACGGCUGCCGACGGAGGUGAAGCGUUCGCGCCUGUUUUGGACGACGGCGAUCAUUGCGCUGUUUGCUGCGGCGUGUGUGCUUCGCGCGUCGCAGCCCACCCCAAUUGUGUGCUACCCGCUGCCGGAGGUGAGCAACGCGACGACGCUUUGUGGGCGGCACACGAGCCUGCUGAGCGGCCACGCGUGCCAGCCCGUGUGCGAGGACGGCUUUGUGCCCAUGGGCCAUUUCCGCUGCUCCCUCAAUGGAACAGUGACAGAGGUUCCCCAAUGCGUCACUGCUGAAGACCAGCAGCACAACGAGACUGUUGCUGCGCAUGCUGCUGCCGCUGUUACAUCAACAACACCAGCAUCAACUGCUUCCUCUUUAUAG